AUGAUUAUCACUAAGUUUUAUAGUUAACACUCAAAAUUCUCUAAUUUUUAUUUCAGCAUGAGCAAGUAUGAAGUGCUACAAGGGUACUACGCCGUUCACGACGAGUUAGGAUCCGGAGGUCAGGCGAACCAGAAAUGAUUGGCUAACAAUAAAUUUUUCCAGGCUUCGGAAAGGUUCGGUUAGCAACUCACUUGCUUACAAAUCAGAAAGUAGCCAUCAAGAUUAUAGAUAAGAAACAGCUGGGAGUGAGUUUGAUAGCGGAAAACGACAAUUAUUCUCCUGCUUACAGCAUGAUUUGCCGAGAGUCCAGACCGAAAUGGAUGCGCUCCGGAAUCUAUCCCAUCAGAAUAUUUGCCGACUGUACCAUUAUAUAGAGACUCCUGACAAGUUCUUUAUUGUCAUGGAGUACUGCAGCGGAGGCGAGAUGUUCGAUUACAUUGUUCGAAAGGAACGUCUCGAAGAGUCGGAAGCGCGUCAUUUCUUCCGUCAACUCGUCAGUGCCAUCGCGUAUGUUCAUUCGCAAGGAUACGCCCACAGAGAUCUGAAACCGGAAAAUCUUCUGCUCACCGAGGAUCUCCAUCUCAAAUUGAUCGACUUUGGGCUGUGUGCGAAAACGGAGAAGGGCCGGAUCGAUAAGCAUAACUUGGAUACUUGUUGCGGAUCGCCCGCUUACGCAGCUCCCGAAUUGAUUCAGGGACUUCAGUACAAGGGAAACGAAGCGGACGUCUGGUCGAUGGGAAUCCUGCUGUACACCCUGCUUGUCGGAGCAUUGCCGUUCGAAGACGACAAUAUGCAAAUUAUGUAUAGAAAAAUACAGGUAAGGAAAAGAAUAAAUAAAAAAUAAUUCUUUAUUCAGUCGGGUUGUUUCUACGAACCCGAUUUUCUGUCACCGAUGAGCAAACAACUGCUCCGUGCGAUGCUUCAAGUUGCUCCUGAACGGAGAAUAACGGUCAAGAAACUUCUGGAGCACGACUGGCUAAAUCACAAGUACACUCAACCCGUCAAAUGGAACACCAUCUAUGACGUAAGUUUCAAAUGUCCUGAUUUCAAUGUAUAAAUUCUUUCAUUUCAGAAAAAUUUCAUCGACCGUGACGUGGCAAGAGUAAUGUCAAAGUAUUACGGACUCGAGACCACUGAUCAGAUGAUUGAGAAGAUCAAAGAAUGGAACUUUGACUAUAUGACUUCCACGUAUUACGCUCUUCUGCAUCGGAAGAGGAGCGGAAUGGAAAUCGUGCUGCCGAUGACGAGGAACUCGGUCAAUACGGCUCCAGUGGUAAAUUAAUGACUCAAAAAUGCAAAAGUGGUGGUUUAUUUCAGAAUAUGCAAAACAUUCUUUGCUCGCCGACAAUCCACGCGUCGCUCGACAACAACCUCGACAAAUCGGGACUAGAAGACGAGGAUUCUGGCUCCGAUCCCUCGAGCGCUUCUUCCUCAGACAUCUCAGCUCGUCUGAAGAAGGACUGCUUCGUUUCGGAAGAACCUCCUAAGUUCGCCAAGCCAAUUUCUCCGGAGAAAGACAAGAAGAUGUCGUACGUGAAUGCGAUGCUGAACAUGCCUUCUCAGUUCACUGGCCGAUCGCCCGGACCUUUGCGCGUGCUCGAGUCGCCCAUUUCUAUCCGAAGCAGCGACAAAGAUUCGGUCAGCAUCGGAACAGCGACGCCCUCUCGCGGAGUCUCCAGGGUAAGAAUCGUAGUCGGAAAACACUUCAACAACAACAGUGUUUUCGAAGUCACAGUGAACUUGACCUUUUUGCCUAGUUGAUUCCACCUACAAACCACGGUUUUCAGGAUGUUGACAAGGAGAAUUCGGCAGUUAAAAAUUAUCGAAUCGGAGCCGCUACGUGUAAAAUUCGUGGGCCGCUCAAAAUAACGGGAUUGGGUAAGUUGGGAAACGACAGGAACAGAGAUUGUGUAUGUAGUCCGAGAGGCAAAAAAACAAAGCAAACAUCCAUUUUGGGCGCAGCGGAACGGAAGUAUUUCGCAAUAAUUUGCCGAAUGCGUUCUUUUGGCGAAUUUAUCCGAAUGUUUCUAAUUUCUUUUCGAUUUUCAGAUGAUGGUACGAGACGAAGUGUGUACACGACUCCGAAUCGCCCGACUCUGCGCGGUCUUUUCAGUCCAAGCAAUGCGGAUUCCUCCCAUCAGAACAGACAAAGAGCUCGUUCUUCGGACCGGGCCAGUCUGGUACCUCCCGGAUCCCCGAUCUCGAUCGGAAGUGCCACCAGUGGAUCAAGCAAUAGUGAGAAAUUAAGACAGUGAUAAAAGGAAACGAGGCGUUGUUUCAGCGGAUGGACGAACUCCGAGAAGCCGCACGAAGACGAAUCGGUUACCACAACGCGUGUUCACUUCAUUGGAACGGAAGAAAGAGAAGUUGAUCACUCUUCUGACGCCGCGAAAGAUGCAAAGAGAAUCUCCGCAAGUGCUGAAAGACGUUAAGAACAUGGUCAACGUGUCGAUGACCUCAUUCAAAAAGCCUGAAGACGUUCGAGAUCGGCUCAUAAAUGUGUUCGUGACGGAGAAAAUGCAAUACGAAUUAAAUGGGUCCGUUCGAUCCGACAAAAGAAAAACUCUUAAUAUUCUUGUUUCCAGUUGGAAGUUCCUGGCGACGAAGGAAAGUGUGCACGGCUGGAUGACGGUCGAAUUGGAAGUGGUCAGGUUGCAGAUCUUUGACACGGUGAGUCCAAUCCGACCUUUGGUUUCCAGGGUCUCUGUAAACAAACAUGAACUAAAGCGAGCAUAAACUUCGCAGAAAAAUUGAUGACAAUUGGAAAUAAACAAUUUGAUUUGUUUUCAGGUCGGUAUCCGUCGAAAACGACUGAAGGGCGACGCCUUCAUGUACAAGAAAGUGUGCGAACAGAUCCUCGACAUGGCCAACGUCUCCUAA
This is a messenger RNA of Caenorhabditis sp. 36 PRJEB53466, 2880 nucleotides long. Lineage: Eukaryota; Metazoa; Nematoda; Chromadorea; Rhabditida; Rhabditidae. The record is from the annotation of a GenBank genome assembly.